UUAGCAUCGUUUUAAAAUUUUGUUUAAUUUGAAGCAUCUUUUUUGUCGGCGAAUUUUAAUAAUUGUAAACGUUAGAUGUGAUCGUCUGGUUAAAAUAUUUUAUCGUAUUCAAGUUGUUUUAAUCAUUUUUUUUAAUUUUGAAGGGAAUUUGCUAGAUAAAAGUUUUCUUUUCGCGCGAAUUGUUGUGAUUGGCGUUGCACUUAUAAUUAACUUGUAAAGCAGUGUAAUCUGAUGAGACUGUGGUUAGCGGGUGGGGGAUGGCAAUGUUGGCAGUAAUCCGUAUGUGGGCGUGAAAAAGCCCCGCGAUCGUGGACGAAGGUGUGUCAGUUUACAUUUCGGCGGCUGUUGCUGAAACCUGUCAAAUGACGCUGUCUACAUGCUUAUUAUCGGCUCAUCGUUUCGCGCUUUCUUUUACGUAUUUAACGGGUUUCCUUCCGGUGUUUAUCACGUUAUCAGCUAACGGUUGCUGUCGUUUUUCGGUUGGAAAUAAAAUUAAUUAUAAAGAAUUAUUUCACGCGCAAAAUAUUAUUUUAAAAAAACAGGGAAUUCGGAAAAAAUCGUUUCAAGUGACCGGACUUCCGGUGGUGAGAUAUUGUUUUUUUAUUCAGAUUUGAAAAGCCCCUUUUUUACUUCCCGUGGCUUUUGACAUGCUGCAAAAAUCUUUGUUAUCCUUGAUUUUUUUCGAUGCGUUAUCGAUUGCCAAAAACGCUUUUAUUUGCAGAAAGAAUAUCAAAGAUUUUGUUUAACAUUUUAUUUAGCAUUUUAUUUCUCGUUUUAUUUAAGUUGUAUAUUUUAACAAGUUAUUUUAUUGUUUUUACUGGCAGAAAAUAUAGCAAACAUUUUAUUUUCCGGAAUUUUUCCUAAACUUUUUGCUCUUGAUUAUUCGUCCCUUUUCUUUUCUGUGGAUUUCUUUGCGGGUAUUGCAGUAUUACACUGUUUACUGGUGUUAUGUUGAUUACGCGGAUAUUUUCCUGGACGGCUUUAUCAGGGCACAGGAAAUUACACAAACUGGUAAACAGUUUAACAGCCUUUUAACCCGGAUUGAUUGCUUAAUUUCUGCGCCGUCCCCGUUCCCUCACCUGAUCGCGCAGCAGCCAUACACCCGCGAUAACCUUAUCAGUCUCCAAUUCAAAUUCACCAAAUCACUAUUUACCACCGGCAUGUACCGUGUGGCACACGUAGUCUAUUCCCCUGUCUGCAAACUUUGAUGUCAUAGUCAUAUUUUCUCCACUUUUCAUAUUAAAUUUCGAAUCCACUCUGCUGCUUAGUUACCCCUUGUUUGAACACGGAAAUGUGGUACUUGUAUUUUCUCACAUUAUAUUGAUUGCUUGAAUCCUGAGUGUCUUACUUCCCGCCCCCCAUUGACGUGGGAUAUGAUCCCGCGGGCUGUUGAUUACGCGCGGGAUCCCCGGUGUUAAUUAACGCGCCAUGGAGGAGAUCAGUAAACGCAUCAGUCAGCGUUUAUCGUUGCAGUUGAAAACCCUGCCCCUACUGGUUGGCUUACAAUCCCCGCCCUCCCCCCUGGCGGUGAUUACCUACCCCCCGAAGAUGGACACCACCGUGGAGGGGGUGCCCGCUGAGAAGGAGGCCCCGCUCGACCUCCCGGAGCCCCGGAAGUCCCCGCUGCUCUCGGCUUCCCCGCAGAACGCUCGGAGGGCCUCCAGUCCCGCGCUCCCGGAUAUCGCCCUCUCGGCGCCCGACCAGUACCACCUCCCGCCCGUUAGCGUCCCGGCCAGCCCCACGGCGCCGCCUCGCGUCCGCCACCGCGACACGGACCGCGCCAAAUCCCCCAGCCCCUCCCCGGGCAACGACAAGGACUCCCCGGGGAAGAUCGGAGAUUUUGUGGCCUCCUACUCCACCGCCAGCCCCUCGGCGGUCAGUAUCGCGUUCGAGAAGAAGGAGGAGGGCGCCUCGCAGUCCGGGAGCUUCGACAACAGUCAGGAGGUGCCCAGCGGCGCAAAUAGCCGCGAGGGCAGUGUGGAGCGCCCCCUGACCCCCCUGAUCAGUCCGCAGGGCGCCAGUGCCGAGGAGGUCAGUCUGGGCAGUGCGUCGUCCACCAAGAGUUCGGAGGAGGGGAAGGAGAAGUCGUCGGGUGGGAGUAAUGGGACGGCGGGCGGUGGGGAGAAGAAGCAACAGCAGACGCCCAGUAGUUUGGUGGUGCGGCAUAACUCCGAUGCCAGUUCCAUCGCUAGUUCGGCCGGGAAGAGCGGGAAGAGCUCCGAUAAGAAGCGCCAGCAACGCUGGUACCAGUCGCUGUAUCCUACGUACAAACAACGCAGCGAAGAGUUCCGUCGGCUGUUCCCCAGCAUUCCGGAAGGCGAACGCCUACUGAUCGAUUAUUCCUGUGCACUGCAGCGUGAUAUUCUGGUGCAGGGCCGCCUGUAUGCAUCGCAGAACCAUAUUUGCUUUUAUGCCAAGAUUAUCGCUUGGGAAACGAACAUUUGUACGUCGUGGAAGAAUGUGCGUGCGCUAAACAAGGAGCGCACCGCCAAGAUCAUUCCGAACGCUAUCAGCUACGCAACGGAUCAGGAGCAGUAUUAUUUUACGUCUUUCGGACAGCGCGAUAAAACCUUCACCAAUCUGUACCGGAUCUGGCAGGGCGCCGUGAAAAAUCAGCCGAUGAGCCCGCCGGAAAUGUGGUCGUUCAUCCACUACCAGUACGGCGACGACCUGGGCCUGACCAGCGACGACGAGGACUACGUGCAGCCGGCCUACCUCCGCUCCCUGCCCGAGCUGAUCUCGGCAGUCAACGGCGCCGCGGAGGCGGAAGCGCAGGCCGCCCAGCACCAGCAGGAAGGCGGGGGCGGGGAGUUCCCGCUGCCCAACGGGGCCGUCGACAAGAAGCUGGAGACGGAGAUGAUGGACGCCGGGCCGGUGUUCAGUGUGGGCCCGUGUGGCCCGCCGGAGCUGGUGCGCAACCGCAGCGGCAGUGUGGGGUCCGGAUCCAGCCGCAGUUCGAGUAGUGGGGCGUCGGCGGAGGGCGAGGAGGCCCAGCAGCAGCCGGUGUUCAUUCCCCCGGUGCCCAGUGGGGCGCAGGGAUUUAUCGAUCAUGAAUUCCACGUCCCGUUUGAUAAACUGUUCCUGGUGCUGUUUUCCGAAUCCACCCUGCUGAAGGAAAUGUUCCUGCGACGAAAGAUUUUUGAUACGAAAUUCGGCCAGUGGGUGCUGGAUCCCAGCAAUGACUGCCAGGUGCGAGAUGUGAAGUACUGCAUCUCCGUCGGACCGAAGACCAUUCGGACGGAAGAACGACAGACGCUCCUCAAGGAAUCAGUUCCGGGCCGGCUGCAUCUGGUGGACUCGGUCGCCCAGAAUCACGGCGCUCCGUACAGCGAUAGCUUUUCCGUCGUGACGCACUACAUGGUGCAUAAGCUGGACAGCAAGAACAGCCGUUUGCGUGUCGUAACCGAAAUCGUCUUUCGCAAGGCCAACUGGGCGGUCAAGGCGCUGCUGGAGAAGGGCGUGAUGGACCAGCUGCGCGACUAUUUCUCUGAUCUCAAAAGUCGUCUGGUGACGUACGAAGCUGAGCUGGCCACCGCCGGCCACGAGGAGAUCCCCGGCUCGACUUCGGACGCCACGUUGCGGGUGGGUCGCUCCCGCACCGGUUCGCAUCACGGGGAAGGCGAGGAGACGACGGCGGGCGGGGCAGCCAGCGCGGUGCCGGGCAGUCCCCAUUCGCUGCUGCGACACCGCAGUCGCACGAGUGUCCACCAUGUUGCGGCCGAUGGCCUGCCGGAGGGAACGGCCGGGACGUUCUUUGUCACGCAGUUGGAGUACGGCAAAGUCAAGAAGCUCGUCUACCUCAUUAUUGUCUUGUUGUUAAUCAACGCCCUGCUGUACUGGCGCGUGUGGGAAGGCCAGGACAGCGCCCCGUCCGCGCCCCUGCCGCCGCCAGCCCCCGCGGCCUGCCCACCCGGUCCGAUGCCGGGAUUUGAGCGGAUGACGCCGCGGGAGGGCGUGGGCGAGCAGGAGUGGAUGGAAUUACUGCGCGCCAGCAUGACGGAUACGGGGAACGCGCAUUUGCUCAAGGAUGUCAAUGAGGGACUGGGCAGUGUUCUCAGUGGCUUACGCAAGAUUAGCACGGCGCUGGAGACGCUGCAGAGCAGCCUGAUCAAAACCGGCACCGCAUCUCAAAUCGACAACGUGAUACCUCCUUCCGGUGAAUAAUACAUUACCCCAUUUUCCCCUGUUAUUCCUUUCUUUUUCGUGGGCUGUCUACGGUGCGCUUCGCUGGACCUCGCUAAGCUUCGUGUGAUAUAUGGAUUCAUGGAUAAUUGCGCCGACACAAACACAGUUGUGGAUCUGAUUAUUAUUGGAUUACGGAAUUCCCGGUGUGGCUAAAAUGCCGAUUUUGCUGUUUAUUUUUUGCAUGUUUCUUCCGGUUUUCUAACCUGCAGCGCUGGUUGCGCAGCGUGGAUUUUUUUUUCGUUCGGCUUGUGUGAUGCAGCAAUCGUGGGGGAAGCGGAUGCGCAGGAUUCUCGCUGAUUUGUACAGGAAUGCUGUGAUGGAGGCGGGGAUUACGGGAGCGUUUGUUUCAAUAUUGUGUUGCGUGUUUUACAAUAUUCGCGAUUAAUUUAAUAUCGCCGCGCUUUGUUCCUGGUUAUGUUAAUGUAAAUGUGCGCGAUUCAGAGAGUAUUAAAUCGUUGCGGUUUCGUA
Paramacrobiotus metropolitanus is the source of this 4653-nucleotide messenger RNA. RefSeq names its product protein Aster-B-like. The record is from RefSeq and is a predicted model, not a curated record. Gene Ontology annotation, biological process: intracellular sterol transport. Gene Ontology annotation, molecular function: sterol binding; sterol transfer activity. The coding region runs from base 1429 to 4164 and encodes 911 amino acids. Lineage: Eukaryota; Metazoa; Tardigrada; Eutardigrada; Parachela; Macrobiotidae. Gene Ontology annotation, cellular component: plasma membrane; endoplasmic reticulum membrane; endoplasmic reticulum-plasma membrane contact site. The transcript is spliced from 14 exons.